AUGAGUGAGGUGCUUCUUGUCGUCCCCGCACCGCUGGUAGGGGCAGCAGGUGAGUCGGUGAGCCUUUUUUCCACCUUCUCCUCCCAGGUGGGCAGUGCUGCGUCUACGAGUGCGGGUGGCGCGCCGGACUGCCAUGAGUCACCCGCCGCACUCUCGCUGCUGCAGGAGCAGGAGAGACACCAGCGCGCUGCACUGAUGCUCGAGUUUGAGACGGCUUGCGCGGCAGUGCUCAAGUGGCGCGGCGCGAUGGAGGUGCAUCAGGCAAAGCAGCUGUUGCGCCGCCGCGCUGACGAAGUCUCAAUGCAGGAGGCCGUGCUGCAGCACCGCAUGUUCCGCCUUGCUCACCUGGAGCAGCGCUUCGGUAUGCUUCCUGCUGGUGGUAGCCUCAGCUGCCGCGCGCUGCUGCAGGAUGAGUUCUUUGAGCGGGAGUACGUCGCCCUGCAGCAGACACGGGAGAUGUCCACGAUUUGGCUCGAGUACAUGUCGAUGCGCCUGCGAGUUGACGCGACUGCCGCCGUCACCCCACCUGCGCUCCCGCAGCCCACAUACAUGGCCACAGAUGAACGGUACAAUUCUGUGCGCUCGCGACUCACACGUGUGCGGCGUCAGCUUGCGCACGUCUGCGACGCGGCGGAGGUGCUGAGCUUCACUCUCGACCAUGAGGUGACGCAGGGGCUGCGUGCCACCGUGAGUAGUAGUGACAACAGCAGCAGCAACCACACGACGUACCCCGUUGCGGUGAUGCAGUCUGCAGUGCAGCAGAUUGAUGAACUGCGUGGCCGCCUCUACACGGUGACGGAAAAGCAGCGCGAGACGGAGCAGAUGCUGAGGAGUACCAGGCGAAUGCUCACAGAGGAGAAGGAGCGCGCAGCCCAACUCCAGCGUGUUGCAGACGCAACAGAGGAGGCAGCAGCAGAGGUGGCGUCGCAGUGUCACCUUCGCCUUCCCAAACGUGAGCCACACGUGCAGCACGAUGGGGCCCCGGAGGCUCAGCAGGAAGCCGCUCCAGAGACGUACACGACAAGGGUGUUGCAGGAGCUCCGCCGCACUGCAGUGACACUGGCGAAAGAGGUGGAGUGGCAGGGUGAGAGAAUACAGCGGGAACUGCGGGGACGUGACGCCGUACUUGGAGUGGUGUGCGACAAGGUUGCGCAGUUGUCGGAACUCGUGCAUCAGACCCGGGGCGUGGAUAAGGAAGCGACGAGUGGGAGCGUCAAAAUUGGGAAUAUUGCCGUGGUGCUGGAUGAUGCCAUCGCGGGCCUGCUUUGCUUGAGGAACAAUAAGAGUAGCAUGAAUCAAGUGGGUGCCCAGACGUUGCCUCAGCCUCUACCCGAAAACGCGGAGAUCGCUUCACUGAAAGAGAUGGUGGCGAACAUGCGGGCAACAAUCGAGUUCCUUUCGCGCGAGAAGAGCGAGAAGGAUGUUAACACUAAUAAUGCCUCGUCUGUCAUGCGCCACGUACCGGACACCGACUAUAGCACGGACGUCCUGACGAUGGCGCUGCGCCGUCUCGAGGAGGAGCGGAGUGAGAAGCUCCAACUGGAGCGCGUUCUCGAGGAGCGGCGGGGCCGCCAACCGUCGCGUGGGGGCCCUUCGUCUUUGCUUGGCCCCGCUGCUGCUGCUGGUGAUGCCGGGGUUAGCCACGAGGACACGUUGAUUCAGUCCGUUCACCGUCUCCGGGAGGCCAAUACACUCCUGCAGGACGAACUGAAGCUGGAGCGUGAGGCGGUAGAGUCGUUGCGAGUGAAACUCGGCGAUGCGGAGCGGUUUAUGCGGGAGCUGCAGAAGCAAUGCCGCCGCCUGCGCCAGAGUGGCCGCUUCGACACUUACGAAGUCGUCGAGCAAUCCGGAAGUGACGAGGACGACGACGAUGACGAUGACAGCGGCACCGACAGCGAGGGCGAUGGGGGUGGCGCUCCUGCUCCGAGGGACGGACGCGUGGAAGACGCUCUGGGAGGCGUCCCGUUAAGCAACGAGUGGUGGGCCGGACGCCGCCACCGCAGCAGCAGCAGCAGCAUCAGUGGCAGCAACAACAGCAAGGACAAGGACGAGCUUGCUCCUAGUAACGCCCCCUUCUCCGGUUCGUCGCCGUCGAGUGCCGCCUCGUGUUCGUUGGCGUCGCUGCACCAAAUUGCACAGCCACUCUUCCUGCUGCCGCGGGAGCAGCAGCGCACAUGCCUGCGGGACCAGCGACAGCUUGCGGCGACGCUGCGUGGCGUGCACGGCCUUUUCGUCUGCACGCUCGCCAUGAGCAAGGAGCGGCAUCGGUCUCGGUGUGACUUGCACGACGUCGCGAACGCUUUCGUCGGCUGUGGUGUCUCGCUGCACGCAUUCUUCAGAACCACCGGCCCGUCUGCGCAGCUGGCGCGCCACGUGGCAGUGCUGUACCCGCUCCCGCCCGCGUUGGCACACCGGCUGCCCGCGGCCCAGCUGCUGCAACGCCUCAAACGCUGCCAAACAGCGCCGCACCGCGGCACGAGCAUCAGGAGUAAUGAAAGCGCUGGCGUCGUGCAGCUAUUCGAUCUUCGCGAGGAGCUCCAAUCCGCCGGGAAGUAUCUGCGCGGCUGCAUGGAUCUGUGCCUCUCACAGGACGGCCGGUUUCUCUAUGCGCUGACCUCCGCCGACGCCGAUGCCGUGGCGCGACUGUGCGCACCGGAUUGCCUCGACAUUCCCGCGAAUCGCCGCUUCCGCUUUUGCAGCUCACUUGUGGAAGGGAAGGCGGGCACUGGAGGGAGGAGCAACAGUAACAGCACCGGUGAGGCCGACGGGGCGCUGCCGAUGGACAUGCUGGGCUGGUGCGGGCGUGGUGGAAUCUGCGCGUGGGCGAUGGAAUGCAUGCACUUUGAAACCCCGGCGGAGGAGCUGCGGUUCGAGCGGCACCUGCGCAGCGAGUACCGCCUCGUCAUGCGCUUGACUGCGAAGGAGGUGCGGAGCUUCGUUGGCGGCAGUGUGGAGCUGUUGGGCCUGACGCCUGUCGGCAAGGUGGUGCCGCGACUGUUCAUGUCCGUUGCCGCCUUCGAGGCGCUCACGCCGGGGCACCGUGUGCAGCUGUUGCAGUGGUACGGCGGACAGCAGGGCGUCUCGGUGCUGAGCGUUGGUAACAUAGAGCGUCUGACGGGCGCCCCGCUCCGACGCUUCAUUGCCGUGGUGCAGUGGCACGGCCGCGUGCCGCUGUCCAAAACGCCACCGCAAGAGACACUCAAGCUGUUUGGUAUUCAAAAGAGCUAG
Molecule: messenger RNA, 3228 nt
Organism: Trypanosoma grayi
Lineage: Eukaryota; Euglenozoa; Kinetoplastea; Trypanosomatida; Trypanosomatidae
Exons: 1
Coding region: 1-3228 (1075 amino acids)
Source: RefSeq, a predicted model, not a curated record